AUGGCGGACGAGCUGGAGCGGCUGCUGGACGAGGUGGAGCGGCGGCUGUGCCGCCCGCCCGCGCGCGCGGCCGGCGAUGGCGGCCCGCGGCAGCCCGAGGAGGAGGAGGAGGAGGCGGCGGCCGCCAGGUGGGCGGGCGGGCCCGGGGGAGGCUUUGGGGAGGGCGAUAGUCACAGCAGGAGACUGAUCCACCCUUCUUCUUCAGUCAGAUCAUCUAAGCUAUUGAAGAGUGCUGGCAGCACUGAAGAAAAUAUAGACGAUAUUUUUGAUGAAAUCUGUAAUGACAAUAGUUUCCCCAAAACACCUCAGAAAUCAAAGUCUAACUCUGCAAGGGCUGCACCUCACAGCAGUAGUCUUAUUACGCAGGUCUAUGGGAAAAGGUGCUGUCCAGUGUAUCUGGGUGGAAGCUCUUCACCAUGUGGUGUAGGAACAAAUAUUUCAAAAAGAACGUGUGACCAACUGCGCUGCACUGCUUGUGACUUCCGUGUGUCCCUUUACAAUGACUACAAAUGGGAUCAGUCCUGUGAUUACCUUUUUUUCAGGAAUAACAUGCCAGACGUCAGUAAGCUGAGGGCGAAGAUGAUCAGGAAGAAAGGCUCRCGGGCCUACGCUUGUCAGUGCAGCUGGAGAGCCAUCGACGAGCUCACCGACCUCCAAACAGAGCAGCAGCUCCGCUGGGUUUGUGGUAAACACACAGAGUGAAGUCCUCUUGUGGGAGAGCUACGUUGAUGCAAAAGCAGGUCACAAGCUCAAUUUGUUUCCCACAGAGUUUUCUCUAUGCAUGGGAACUCGAAUACUUCUAGAAAUAGAUGGUAACACCCAAAGCUCAAACUGAAAAGGCUUUUUUUUCACUUUAACUGUCCUGCAAACCAUAUGAGGAGUCAAAUUGUUACAGUAAGAGCCAAUUUGGAGGCUUUGGGGAGUCUAAAUGAACUUAAAGUCCAUUUUCAGUUAUGCUGAGGAAAGCAAGAGGAAAUUAAGCAACUUAGGUACACGGCAAAAAAUCGAAGAAUAUCAACACCUUGGCUGUGUUCCUCAUAUCCAGCACAGAGCCCCAUUUCCCACAUCUGCAAAAUCUGGGACUCAGAAAAUGAUGGGCUGAGAUGUAGCCAUAACACAAGUAUAUGAAUUUCUAUAUGGAAAUUAAUAUUACCAUUCCACUUUUCCCAUAGCUGUCAGCAGUCAUAGAUCUCCAAAAAUAUUACUGCAAGAUCAGCUCUCACCACAAAGGUUUUGGCACCCCCAAAACUUUGCUUUCUAUUGCCCACCAGUAGCCAAGAUCUGCAGGUGUUGGAAAUUUCCUUCCUAGUUCCUACUCCCCUCCAUAUGUUUCUUUCUUCAAAGCUUUUUCUGCUGAGCAACGACUUUCUGUUGAAGUUCCUUGGACCUUUAUCGYGUGGAAUUUCUUGGGCUUCUCUUCAGCCUUCACUGCAAGAGGUGAACAGGUUACUAAACAAUACUGUGCACUUUAUAAAGUAUUUUGAGGAAUAUUUGGUUCUGUUCCACCAAUAUUUUCAAGGAAAAAAAUGGACUUUAAGASUGAGAAAAAUAUAUCCCUACUGACUUUCAUAUUGGGAUUUUUUUCAGUUUACAUAGUUCAACUGAAAAUACUACACAUUCAGAGAGGAUAUCUGUCCCAUUCYGACACUUACGCCUCCCCCAAUAACAUCAUAAUAUCUUGUAGCUUGGCGAGUGGUUUUAGUUACAGUUAAUGUUACUGUAGUUUAUUACCUUCUUCCUUUUCACUUUUUAAUAAGUCCGGAAUUGGUUUWAGGUUUUUUUUCAGCGGAAAGGAAAGGGUUACCAGUUAAAGAAUGUCCCAUGUUCCAAAGAGAGACAGUGAGAACAUUUCAAAAUGAGGUGUAACUUGAAAAAAAAAAAGAGAAAUCUGUCAGUAUUUUUUGCUAUGCAAUAUGUGAUGCCGUAUAGAUAAAUUCAAAAUGACUUGCUUUCUGCAAUUCCAGUUACACAGAAACAUUUAUGUUUUUAUGAAGUUUUGCUCACUGCUCUAAACUGUACAUGGUCCAUUUUGUUCUGAGUUUUUCCAAGGCAAUUACAUGCUCUUCCUUAUGGAAGUCAUGUAGGGAAUCAUCAGCUUUGUCUGUACCCCUCUGCAAGAGCAGGGCCUGGCGAUGGCCAGAGGUGCAGGGCAUGUUCUGCAUCCCAACCAUCGUCCCUUGGGUGAGUGUUGGUGUGGAGCYGUGGAGGACCUGCAGCUUGUGAGGGCCUGGCACCACCUGCACACUUUUUGGGUUCACAUUUCCAGAGAUGUGCCGAUGAUCCCAUGCUUGGCUUUGAAGAAGAACUUUAGAUUGCCCUGGCAUAAUGAUAUAGGGCAUUUAGGGUAAGUUGUUUCCAGGAGAAUUCUUGUUUCAGGCUGAAGUUCCAACUGCUAAGAGUCUAAUACUGAGGCUUGGGAGAGAGGGAGACCUGCAGAUCAGUGGAUUAGUGCUCAGUCAGCUACUGGACUAGGUCAAGUUGUUUUCUGUCCUUUACAGAGAGAUACCUAAGUGUGGAUUGUAAGCAGUUUCUUCAGGUGGUCUUCUUUGCAUUCCCAAAUAGCUUAAGAACUGAUGCUAAGAGAAGAACCCAGCAGUAGUAUGUAAUUUAAUAACAAUCAGUGCAGAAGAAGAAACCUGAUUUUCCAUUCUCCACCUUGAAGUUGAAAAAUAUUGAAAAAUACAUUUCAGUUACAGCUUUGGCUCACCUCUUCCAAAGUCACUGGUGACUGUGAUGACCAGGCAAUCUGUGGAGGGCAGUUUUGGCCUGGAUUUUCACUGGGACUUGUGCCAUAGUGCCAGGAACAAGUUAACCUUGCAACUUGUGAGCAGGAGGAAGGGAAAAUCCAAACACCCAUCUCAGUUCAUAACACCAAGUUUUAUGAAGUUGUCAGAUGCCAUGUCAUUGGCAAAGGAGCAUGUUCCCUGUACUCUGUUUUCAACAGGAACAGUUAUUCCCCUCUGGAAUCAUUUACACUGCCAGGCAUGUGAAGGAAAUGCGUGGAAACAAAAGGUCAAGACGUCUGUUGUGGUGAUUUGAUGAGAAGAAGACAGAAAGCUUGAAACCAUGGAAAAUGGAGGCUAGGGAGGAACUGGGACAAAAGGUCUAAGAAUGGAGAAGUAGAAGGUACUGACGCAACCCCCUGCUCAUUGUAUCAGUCAGCAGUUCUCCCAGGUCACCUCAUCCUCCAUCUUCUGUUGGUCUAGAGAAGUGUAGAAGCAGUGUUGGUUCCGGAUGGAGAUUGGUACCUGGCGUUCAUAUUGCUAGCACCCGUAAGGCUGCACCCCAAGAUGAUCUCUCUUGUAUAUGUGUGUGGAUCCUGAGUGUUUCCCUGAAAUCAUCGUGUCUAUCCAAGAGCCGUUCCUUGCUUCUGACCUAGAUCGGAAGGGUAGCCUGUGAUAGCUCUUUAUCUAAGUGAAGCUAGAGAUGCUGAGAAAUCCUUCUUGAUGCAUUGUCUUUCUGUACAAAAUUUCAUGUAUUUCUAGAUCUGAGAAUACUUGCUAGUUCAUUAAAACUAAUGAUGCUGUGGGGAGGAGGAGUUGUAUUAAGGAUUAGCUUUCCCUGCCGAUGUUUUCUUCAGUGUUAGUACGUUACAAACCAUUGCAAAGUCCUCAAAUGGAAAGAGGGUCAAGAAAGCUGAAACUGGAGCUUGAACAUUUAGUUGAUGACGAUAUUACAAGAUUGCUCGUGGAUUUCAGUGUGUAGCCUAGGCUGUAAGUGGUACUUCCUUGACAGUUAACUGAGAUAGCAGGGAUUACAUAGAGAAUUUUGUGUAGGAAUGCCAUUCAGCUGUUGUCACACAGAAGCACUGCAGAACCCUUCUACUAAGUAUAAAUGUGACCUUUGUUUUCUUCCAUUUUUUACUGAGAAAGAAAUAAUAUCAUUUCUGCCUCUAGAAUGGGCAUGAUGAAAAUUUAAGACUUGCAUUUUGCUUCAGUGAUUUGUUGAAAAUUUUCUAUCAUCUGCACCCUUGCUAUGUAGCAGAUCUCUCAGCAACCCAAGCAGAGACGAGGAAGUUUGACCAAAGGAGCCCCCACCAGGGUGUUCUCCUGGAAAUGGAAUCAGUGAUUUAACAUCACAUCAACAUCUUGUCUUCUAAAGCUGUUUUCCUGCAGUACCUCUGCAUAGGAAUCAAAUUCUGAUGUACAUAAUACACUUUAAUAGCUUUUCUUUAUCAAAUUUUAAUGUGCUGUUCUAACUAUCUUACCUGUUUUUUCUGCAAAAUUAUGUCUAACUCAGAAUGGGACAUAGCUCAAGGAGACUUAAUUAUUAAUGAUAUCGACCGGCUGUAAAACUUUACGUACAGAAGCACAAUAGCAUUGCCUAUUGCAAGCUCUGUAUUGUGUAAAACUAAAUAAAGAU
Nothoprocta perdicaria is the source of this 4362-nucleotide messenger RNA. RefSeq names its product chromosome unknown C8orf37 homolog (gene CFAP418). The record is from RefSeq and is a predicted model, not a curated record. Gene Ontology annotation, cellular component: cytosol. The coding region runs from base 1 to 702 and encodes 233 amino acids. Lineage: Eukaryota; Metazoa; Chordata; Aves; Tinamiformes; Tinamidae. The transcript has 7 exons.